This is a messenger RNA of Williopsis jadinii, 5040 nucleotides long. RefSeq names its product Ecm29p (gene ECM29). Gene Ontology annotation, biological process: proteasome assembly. The transcript has 2 exons. Gene Ontology annotation, molecular function: molecular adaptor activity. The record is from RefSeq and is a predicted model, not a curated record. Bases 1 to 5040 code for a protein of 1679 amino acids. Gene Ontology annotation, cellular component: nucleus; cytoplasm. NCBI's taxonomy places the organism in Eukaryota, Fungi, Ascomycota, Saccharomycetes, Phaffomycetales, Wickerhamomycetaceae.
AUGGCUGAACAGGAGUUGUCUCUUAUAAACAAAGUGGAGCUUCGUAUUGCAUUGGCAGAUUCGGAUUCCAAGUUCCAAGGGGCGUUAGACUUGUAUCUUUGCCCGUUGCUGUUGAAACUAGGCUCUACACACUCAUCUUCGAGAUCGGCCGUGUUGAAUUUCAUAAAGGACUUGAUUUCCAGGCUCAAUGGUGCUCCUGCUGUCCAGCUACCGGUGUUGAAACUUAUAGAACAGUCUAAGAAGCCCAGCUUGCCCGCUGGCUCAUCUGUUGCUUCUACUCAGCUGUAUUCGCUUCUUUUGGCAGCCAAGGGUCUUGAUCGAUUGGAUGAUAAGCAGUCGUUGAUAAAGCCCCUGUUGGAGGGUAUCGAAGCAUUUGAAGGGCCGGUGUGUUCCAGGUUGUUCAAUUUGUUCAUUAGAUCCCUUGCUGGGUGGAAAACCCCUGAUCGUGGUACCGAUGAGUUCAAAGCACUACAGUCGUCCUUGAACUUGCCUGUAUCAACAGUCAGGUUCAUUACCUCCAAACUGGAGCAGCUUUUCCUGCUCGUUCCAAGCUAUAACGAUAAGGGCAUCAUUCCAAAGGGAACCACAUGUCCUGGCCUCAGUGCAGAUGAAGUGUCUUUCCUCACUUAUGACUGUGGUUAUUUCCCCAAACCAGCAGAGCUAUCAUCUGUGAAGAAAGAUGUCACAUCAUUCAUCUCGCUAUUGCAGGAUAGAGACAUUUUCUUGCUUCUUCUCAUCGGUGCAGAAGACUCUAAUGAUCAUGUCGCCAACUCUUCGGCUGCUCUGCUACGGAAAAUUACCAUUCCAUUUGAAGAUGAAGCGUCCAUAGAGCAUAUGAUAUCUCUAUAUGUUGGCGAUAAGUCGAUCCCUAGACCUCCUGUGAAGCCCAAACUCCAGGAACGGUUUCUCACUGUGCUGAAUGGGUCUGUCAUUGCUACAAAACAUAAAGCAGUUCCUAUCAUCUCAAGUAUUGGUCUCAACGCUACAAGAUAUCCUAGACUGAAAUCGGCAACUAUUUCUUUUAUUCAAUGGGCUGCAAAGAAUGGCGACCAAGGAGUAAAUGGAAGCUCUGAAUAUCUAGUUAACGUUGCAGCUCAACUGAAGAACAACUUACAGGCAGAGGGGUGGCCAAGAUUUGAAGUUCAACAAGGAGCGUCUUUCUCUGCAGAGUUGAAACAGAGAAGAAUUCAAUAUGAAGCACUGGGUGAUUUAUUGAAAAAAGACCCCUCGCUCAUUGAGGACAUGACGUAUAUAACAUUCCUCUUUGAUUCCCUUAUUGGAGACAUCGCCGAUGUUAGAUCCACUAUACAAGAUGCUCUUGGUGGGUUGGUAGUUCAUCUGAAGGGCUUACCGGUUGGAUCGAAAGCCAGGUUAAAAUAUUUGAUGAAGCUGUAUCUUGAGUCAGGAGUUUGUUUUAUUGACCAUCCAGAUUCUACAGAAUCGGUGAGAUACACAGCUUUAAAAUUCAUCAAUUCUGCUUUCCCAUUCGAAGAUGCUGAAGCUAGAAUGCUAAACGUUUUGGGAUCAUCUUCUAUCAACGGUUCAUCAGUUAUAGAAGAAGCACAGAGAGGUCUUCAUCCAUACUGGUUCAAUAUCACCCAUUCUUCCGCAACUACAGAGUUCAAAUCUACUGAUGAGCUUCUCGGAGUUGGCAACGUUUUGACAAUGCCAUCUUUCGACUCAUUCGUUAUCAACUUUACUGAAGCAAUAACACAAGCCAAGAAUGAUCCAGAUUCCACACUCAAGGGUUCUAUGGUACAUGGUGCUAAGUUUGCACUAUAUAUGCUUGUUGAAGAGGCUAUUGCAGGAAAGCCAACUGUGGUGGUCAAAGACCAAGAAUGGAUAACAAGAUUAGAAAAUGCCCUGAACUCUGACUUUGUCGUUAUGAAUCUAGUGAAAUACAACCUCAAGAGUUCAAACCCCUUAACUUCCUUUUUACAGAUUCUUGCUGACAACAUAACACGCGUUGAUAGUGGCUUUUUGUUAGCAGAUAAGGGAGAAGAGGUUUUUGCAAAGAUUUUCCUCGAGAUUAUCUCUUUGUCUCCUAAUGAAGUUAUCCAAACCAUUCUUCCUGUCGUACCGAAUCUUGUUUCGGUAAUCCAGAAUUCCAAAGUUGUGAAUUAUAAUUUAAUUAUGUCCUGUGCCAAUGCUAUCGGAGUUAUUGGCAGUCAUCCUCAAGUUACAAAUCAAGAUGUUAUCGUUUUGUUUGAAACGUUGUUGGAAGGAUUGAAAUCUGAAUUGAAGCAAAAGAGGGAUUAUCUACUGGCUUUGUCGUUCCUGACAUCUCGCGUCGUGUACCGUCGUCGUGAUACCAUCUCGACCAGUCAAUUGAAGCAAGUUUGGGAAUGCGUUUUGGAGGCUUUUGAAAACAGUUUUGGAGACUCAGGUAUUAUUGGGCUGACCCAACUCGCUAUGUAUGGAGCUCUCGGUCCUAACGUUCAGUUAGAUAAUAUGGAUGAGGUGAGAAACACCAUUGUUGAGGAAUUGAAGAAAAAGGUCAAUAAAUUGGAUGAAAGAUCAAUCAUUGCGACUGCCUGUGUAUCUCUGAGUUUGGAAGAAUCUGAAUCUACUGAACUUACGGAUCUUGAAACUACCAUAUAUGAGACAAGCUCUACCAAGCAAGUGGAAUCUUUAUUUACAUCAGGUGAAGCACUAUCUAUUAUGGCUGCUGGUUGGGAUUCAAGAUUUCUGCAACAGAAGCUGGACAUUCAAGACUCCUCACUUGCUCCAUUGACAUCAAAGAGAAGUUUCAGACUAAACGUGAUUUUGAACAAAGUUCUCGAGACAUGUACGAGUACUAAGCCAAGCUUGAGAAGGGCAGGGUGUAUCUGGUUAUUAUCCCUUGUUCAAUACUGUGGUCAUCUACUUCAGAUCAAAGAAAUGGCUGGUGUUAUACAUAUCUCAUUUAUGAGAUAUCUGGCUGACAAAGAUGAGUUUAUUCAAGACUCCGCUUCGAGAGGUUUAAGUAUGAUUUAUGAACUAGGUGACUCUGACCUUAAAGAAACACUGGUGAAAAAUCUACUAAAAUCUUUCACGGAUUCAACAUCAGCAAGUAAGCUUUCUGCUGGGUCGGUAUCUACUGACACGGAGCUUUUCGAACCUGGUAUCCUUAAAACAAAUGACGGUUCUGUUUCAACGUAUAAGGACAUUUUGAAUUUGGCUUCUGAAGUAGGUGAUCCAAGUUUGGUAUAUAAGUUCAUGUCUAUGGCAAAGAGUUCUGCACUAUGGUCAUCCAGAAAAGGUAUCGCAUUUGGGUUGGGAUCAAUCAUGUCAAAAGCCAGUAUUGACCAGAUGAUUUUCGAGAACCCUUCUUUAUCAAACAGAUUGAUUCCAAAGCUUUACAGGUAUCGUUUUGAUCCAAGUAUGUCCGUUUCCAAGGCUAUGAAUGAUAUUUGGGCUACCCUUGUACCGAAUACUAGCAAGACUGUUGAAAGGUAUCAGGAUAUUAUCAACUACUUGACACUUAAUGCUGAUAAAUACAAUCUGAAAAGUGAUGAAAUUGAUGCCAAACGUCUACAAGGUCUGGGAUCUUCUCCUAUCAUGAAUGCUAUUGAACGUCUUGUGGACCAAGUGGAUGAGAAUAAUAUUGAUAUAGUCGUUUCAAAGGUUCAAGAAAGUGUGAAGAAAUCAGUUGGACUCCCAUCUAAGGCAGCAGCAUCGAGAGUCAUUGUCAUGCUUAUCAUGAGACAAUUAUACUUGAUCAAGCCAUAUGGUGAAACCUUACUCAAUACUUGUGGUUCACAGUUGAAAGAUAGAAACACCACUGUUUCUUCUUCAUACGCAACAGCAGCCGGGUAUUGUUGUAGGGUAUGCUCGGUUGAUGUCGUUGUCAAAUACUCUAAGAAGAUUCAGAGCAUGUUUUUUGAAUCCGAAGAAGAGAAGCCUAAAAUCGUUGCAGGAAUCGCUACGGAGGCUGUUUCGAAGUAUUCUGGUGAUAUGUUUGUAUCUGUUGCAUCGGCCUUCCUACCACUGGCAUUCUUUGGAAAACAAUACUCUUCGAAAGACAUUUCCAAGUUGUUUGAACGUGUAUGGACAGAGAAUACUUCGGGUAAAGGCGCUAUUAGGCUAUACUUUAGUGAAAUUUGUGACUUGGUGAAGGAACACAUCAAUGGCCAGCAAUUUGCAAUGAGACAAGUGUCUGCUAAAAGCAUAGCUAUUGCGUGUGACUCUCUUGAUAGCACUGCUGUGGCAUCUGUUCAUGUUGAUGAAUUAUUCACGAUUCUUCUCAAAUCAUGUCAAGGACGUUCGUGGGCAGGAAAAGAGGACGUUCUCUCAGCAUUGGUUUCUCUGACUUUGAAGUCUAAAUUCUAUAUUAGCGAACAUCCAGAUGUUUUCCAAGACGUACAAAAGACCGUGAUUGUUGAAUCGAAACGUCGUAAUAAGGCUUAUCAAAAGCAUGCACUUGUUUCAUUUGCAGAUUUUGCACAAGAAUUCCCAUCUGUGAUUUUAUUUGAGAAUGCACUUAACAUCUUUGAAGGCAUAUUCUCUGAAGAUUACUACGAUUCUGAGGACGAAGACGAGGAUGGUACAACAAACGAAAAAGUUAUUGCGACGAGCGAGAUCUCCAGUCGGAAGAACUUGACACGUGAAGCAGAUCGUAUGAGAGCACUCACAUCAAUGGUUAAGAUUUUCCAGUUAUAUCCAGACGGUAGCUAUAACGAUGAAUAUUUGAUCUUCGCUUUGAACUCUUUAACUGCAACUUUUGAUCCUAAAGUGUAUAUUCCUACUUGGAGAUCCCAACUUGCUGUUGUGGAAGGCAUUUCUAAAAUAUCCAUUGUGCUUAAGGGUCACUCAUUGAGCGAUGAUGUUCGCAAUCAUUUAAUAGAGAGCUGGAACUUGAUUUAUCAUCACAAUACUAAAACAGAAACUGUUGAGAAUGUCAAAGUUCAAACUGUCCGUACAGCUGGUGAACUGGUUGAGAUUGGCGAUGAGAACCUGGCUCAUACAGUGGUUAAGUCACUUCAGACUUUUAAAGGAAGAGAAGCUAACUCUAUUGUUCUAGUUGAGAUUACAAAGGUCCUACAAAAUCACUUAGAAUGA